CGGCCCGCGGACCCGCCUGGCUCCGGUCACUCGGUCGGUGCGUUGCUCCGGUUCCCGUUCCUCCGGUUCCCGUUCCUCCUCCUGGCGCCCUCCUGACCCGGAAGUGCUGACGGUUCCCCCGCGGUCUGGCGCGUCCGACCCGAGGGUCGCUCCCUAGAUCGCUCCCGCCUCCCCGCACCCAGCCCCCCGGCCCGGCCUCCGCGGCUGUCAGGGGGCUGCGGGCCGGGGCUCCGUCGGUCCGCGGUCGGGCGGGUGAGGCGGGACGGGCGCCGCCCGCCCAGCGCCCGGGCACACGCUCGCGGCCUCCCGGUCUCGUUCAGGCGGAGGACUGGGGGCGGCAGACGCCUCAGAGCUCGCCGCCCACCGAGUGUGCAGCGGAAGGCGACGCGCGACGGGCGAGGACGGAGAACGGCCUCGGGUGUGCGUCCGGCCGUCGGAAAAUCUCGAAGGGGCGGGAGGAGUCCGGCAGGUGAUUUUGGGGGGCACAAAAACCUUCUUUGAAGAACUUUGUACAGUGUUGAAGGAUGGCAGAAGCAGUGUUGAUAGAUCUCUUUGGUUUGAAAUUAAACUCUCAGAAAAACUGUCAUCAGGCAUUACUAAAGACAUUGAACGCUGUCCGAUACCACCAUGGUGCCAAGGCCAAGUUCCUUUGCAUAAUGUGUUGCAGUAACAUCAGCUGUGACCAUGAUAAUUGCGAAUUAGAAACAAGCAAUGGAUUAUCUGCUUUCCUGAGAGAAUUUGAGACUGUUAGCAAUCCCAGCAUGGCUGCCUCAUUGUAUACCAUUAAACAAAAAAUGGAUGAAAAAAAUUUGAGCAGCAUUAAGGUGAUUGUGCCUGUGCACCGGAAGACAUUAAUGAAGGCUUUUAUUGGUCAACUCUUCACUGAUGUUUACAAUUUUGAGUUUGAAGAUUUACAGAUGACUUCGAGGGGAGGUCUUUUGAAACAACCUACUGAAAUAAACAUAAUCACAGCUCAAGAACUAGAAGCAAUCCAGAAUGAAAUAGAAACAUAUUUGAGAAGUUUGCCAGCACUGAAAGGAGAAUUAACCAUUAUCACAUCUCCUUGGAUCCCAGAUAUUUUCAUACAUGGAUUUACUACAAGAACAGGUGGGAUAUCUUACAUACCAACUCUCAGCUCAUUCAAUCUCUUCAGUAGUUCCAAACGGAGAGAUCCCAAGGCUGUUGUUCAAGAAAAUCUGCGUAGGCUGGGGAGUGCAGCAGGAUUUAAUGUGAAGAAAUUUUACCAAAUAAAGACUGAUCAUGCCAAUGAUGUCUGGAUUAUGGGAAGGAAGGAGCCUGAAUCUUACGAUGGAAUCACCACAAAUCAAAGAGGAGUCACAAUAGCGGCUCUUGGUGCUGACUGUAUACCUAUAGUUUUUGCCGAUCCUGUCAGGAAAGCAUGUGGGGUUGCUCACUCUGGUUGGAGAGGUACUUUGUUAGGUGUUGCUAUGGCUACAGUGAAUGCUAUGAUAGCAGAAUACAGCUGUAGUUUGGAAGACAUUAUUGUUGUACUGGGGCCUUCAGUAGGACCUUGCUGUUUUACUCUUCCAAGGGAAUCAGCAAAGGCAUUCCACAAUCUUGAUCCUGGAUGUGUACGGCUCUUUGGCUCACCAAAUCCCUAUGUUGACAUCCGUAAAGCCACGAGGAUUCUUCUAGAACAGGGAGGAAUUCUACCACAGAAUAUUCAGGACCAGAACCAAGAUCUCAACCUCUGUACCUCCUGUCAUCCUGACAAGUUUUUCUCCCAUGUCCGAGAUGGCCUUAACUUUGGUACACAGAUUGGCUUCAUAUCAAUUAGAGAAUGAGAUACUUGACUGGAUUUUUGCAUAACUAUUUCCUGCUUCCUUCCAAACCAACUGUGAGAGAAAUUUAGCUGUCUGAUAUACUUAAAAUCAAAAGGAUUAUAAUGAAUAAUUCAUCUUUCAGAUAUAUUUUCAUUAUUAUCCAAAGCCAAAUGAUUUCAUUGAUUCUAACAAUAACUGACACAAAAUCAAUAUGAUGUAUUGGGUUGGCCAAAAGGUUUGCUCAGUUAAUGAAUACGUUGUUCAAUAACAUUCCUGGUGAAAAUGAAAAAUGUGUCUUUUAUUUUUACUUAAACCCAAAUGAACUUUCUGGCCAACCCAGUAGUUUAUAUGUUACACAGAUAAGGAUUAUUCUUAAAGUUUGUACUCUGUAUUUGUUAUGUAAAUCAGGAAUAGGUCUAUUCAGUUUAGUAUUUAUUGGGUAGCCUCUAUUUGUCAAGUGUUGUGUGAAUCAUAGAUGAAAUCAAGAUGAGUAAUACUUUUUCCCUUUGAGUCUAAUGCAGUGGAAGAGAUAAACGCUUCUAACACUUUAAUUUUAAUAGCCAAAGAGUACAGGAGAAGGGAGGAUUAAUUCUAUGCGAAAGGCAGAAUAGAGAAGGUAUUACAGAAAAAAUAACUUACCACAUGCGCCCAAAAGAUGAUGUAUAGGCUUUUGACAAAUAAAGAACAACCAUAACAGGUAGAGGGAAUACCGUAAACUAGGGCAUGAAACUGUACGUGUAUAACAUGUUCUGGAAAGUGAAAGGUGUGGGCAGGAGUUACUGGAAAAACAGGUUAGGAACAGAUUAGUUCGGGUCUCAAAUGCCAUGUCAGAGAGGUUGGAGUUUAUUUUCCAGGCAAAGAGUAGGCAUAGAAAGUAGAGUGUUUUUAUGUCCUUGGCAUUAUAUUUAACAGGAUGGAUUUAACUUGUGAGAGACUAAAGCAGAGAGAUUAGUUAAGAGGCAGUCAUGAUACUCUUAAAAAGAAAUAAUGAAACCUGAAUGCAGUGGAAAUUAAAACAGAGGCAAGAGUAGAUGAAUUAGUGAGACAUUUCAGAGAUGGAAUCUGCAGAUCCUGUUCCUAGAUCAUGGAGGUAAGAGGUGAGGAAGAGUGGAGAAGUCCCUGGUGCCUCCACAGUCUCUGCUUGGCUGACUACCUAGAGUGGCAGCAAAGAUGGGGAGGAGGUUUGGGGCAAGGGGGAGGGAUAAUGAGAUUGACACACAGACUGAAGUACAUCCAGAUGGAAAUAUGUGGUCAACAAUUAGAAAUAGAGACCAGGAACCUGGGAGGGAGUCGCAAAAAAGACA
This is a messenger RNA of Mesoplodon densirostris (Blainville's beaked whale), 3088 nucleotides long. RefSeq names its product laccase domain containing 1 (gene LACC1). Gene Ontology annotation, molecular function: copper ion binding. The coding region runs from base 525 to 1805 and encodes 426 amino acids. The record is from RefSeq and is a predicted model, not a curated record. The transcript has 7 exons. Lineage: Eukaryota; Metazoa; Chordata; Mammalia; Artiodactyla; Ziphiidae.